UACUUUUAACAUGUACAUUGCCUGGAUGAAUCAUGUUGAAUGGGUAGAGAUGAAUUGAAGUUUUUUAAUUUUGAUUCGCUUCAUGAUUUUGAUACACUACAUAGGCAGAUAAGUAGAUAACCAUUCGAUUUAAAGAACUGUCAACUAGCUGGAUGUGUUUAGCGGCAGCUACCGCGUUAUAAAUCUUAGACGGCGGCAGGGCUGUCAAAAUAAAUUACAAACAUGGAUAUUCUACCGAGUGGAAAUAUAUUUCGAGAAUUACAAGUCGUGCACGACACUGGGUACUUCUCUGCUCAAGCCUCACUCGAGGACCGUUGGCAACAGAAUUGCCUGGAGAUGGAACGUUAUUUAAAAAAUGAGCCAAAACUUACAUCUUUCAAGAAACUUAAAGACUCAAAAUUAGAGCCCAGGCAGGCAUGGGUUGACUCAAAUCCUCCAACACCAUGUUCAUCUGUGGAUCAGGAAAAUUCGGAAAAUUUGGCAGGUUUAACUGAAGAUAAUGACGAUUUAUUAAUUCCGGAACCACUUAGUGAUUGUGGGGACGAGGAUGAUGAUGAUUUGACGGAAACAGAGUCAGUUGAUCGUCUUUCAGAAUUAGCGCACCUUAAUCUUAAUGAUCGAACUGCAGAUAACCUUAGUUUAAAUAGCUUUAGUUCAUCAAGUAGUGGUGUGUCUUGGGAUUCAAACAUGUCGGACCCGCCACUUUCGCCGAUUCAACCGAAAUCCAAUGAUCCGUUUGCAUUACGGCUUGUUGCUGGACCAGGUCGUACACAUAUGGUCGCCAUGCGCGUCCAUUCUGCAGAUAAUUUGCAUAAACAACAACGUGUACUUGUUCCAGGACAUAGUGCUAAUCGUUCACGACCUUACACUACUCAAAAUGUAGGUCAAGGACAAAUCCAAGGCCAAACAUUGACACAAAGACCUCCAUUGCCUAGUGCAGUUCGCCAGUGUGAUUUGAGCCCCGAUUCAAAAAGGAGGAACCAUAAAUGUCCGUAUAAUGGAUGUAAAAAGGUUUAUACUAAAAGUUCACAUCUCAAGGCACAUCUACGAACACAUACAGGUGAGAAACCAUACUGUUGUAGCUGGGAAGGUUGUGAGUGGAGAUUUGCUAGAUCUGAUGAGCUUACACGACAUUACAGAAAACACACAGGGGCCAAACCAUUCCGUUGUAGAUUUUGUGAUCGAUCAUUCAGUCGGAGCGACCAUCUUGCACUGCACCUCAAACGACAUGCAACGUCUGAUUUGUAACGAGAUCUAACUUAGGACUUUUUAAAAUUUUUCAUACAUUUCCAUUUAGAAGAUUUCUUGACUUCAAUUUCUUCAAAAGGUCUUUUUUGUUUAAUGGAAGUUCAAAUAUCUUCAGUUCAUGUUUUCAUAUUUUCUGAGGGCGACUUUGCAAAAAAUGUUGCCAUCAGCACAGUGCGUAACACUGCAGUGACAUUUACAAACACCUUACAUAUAAUGUAAUUCAUAUCGUUUCAAACAUUCUAAAUGUCCUAUGUGAUAUAUGUGACUCAAAACUUAUUCAGGGGCUUCAUAUUACCCUCCAACCUCAGCCUGCACAUGUCUCGUUUCGUGAAGGGAGUCGGCCUACGUUACACAAUACUUGUAGUGUGUUUGUGUUUUGACUUUGAACUUUGACUCAACUUUAUAAUGCCAGUACUAUGAAAGACGUGUCAGUAAUGUAUUCUUAUAAGUAGUGGAUAUGGUAGUGACGUGUGCAUUGUAUACGGAACGUGUGAUACAGACUGAAUAUUUUCUUACUUAUAUUUCAAUUCCAACCAAAGCAUAUGUGAUACCGGUACAGCAUGCAAUCAUUAUACCGAAACUCGAUUGUCUAGAAAACCUACUCAAGUCGGCUGUAAAAAAUUUCACAACCAGAAAAAGUUUCGUGAAAUCAUCAUAGAUACACAACCACCUCCAAGAAACUGCAUUAGAAGUUUAACAAUGGAAGAAAAAUGUGAAGAAAUUAUUUCUUUGGUAGAAAGUCCUAUCAUAUAGAUAGUUUUUCUGCGAUGGUAGUAACAGAUAUUUUUUCAUUCAAGAUUAGUCUUGUGAAGAGAUGAUGUUUUUGACACAACAAAAAGAAUGAGGUUUCUUUAAACAAAAUUAUGGUAAAAGAAAAACAGUCAAUUUUUAUUUAAUUUUGCUUUUAAUGAGAUGUUACACCUCUUUUGAAUCCCUUAUUAUGUUUGAAAUAAAUUAUAGACUGGUUUAAUUUAAAAGAAGAAUGCUAUUCAAAUUUUCUAUGUAUCUACUGAAACUUGAAACUUUUCUAGCCAUAUACCAUUAAAAGGGCUGGUUCCUAGAGUUAAUUAGUUUUGUAUUAUGCAAAUUUAUGCAAACUGUUGGAAGAUAAAGAUCUGAUUGCAGAUAAGCGUGAUAAGUUUUUUUACUUAUUUAUUUAGUUGUUAUGUCAUAAAAGACUUUUUUGCUGGCAAUAUAUUGUAAACUGUGGUAGGGUAAUUUUGAACAGAAACUUAAUGAGCUGGGAACCAUUCUUUGUCUGUAGCUGUAUUGUAAGAUCUUCUCUCCGAAAUUUGUAUUUAAUACUAUAUAAGAUUUGCAUGCAUAUAAUUAUUAUUUAUUUUUUUAUCUGUGGCAAAUUUAUGUUAAAGUAAUGUAAUCAGUUUAUGUAGAAAUAUUUAAAUUACUGAACGAUUUAUUAAAGAAGUUUUAAUUGAUGAUUUACUUUAAUACAGCACUAAUUUUACAAAAUGCCCGACCACAGUAGCUGUUUUUUUUGUCACUGUUAAGAUACUUUCAAUGGAAAAUGUACAAGUAUGUUCACUUUCAUAUAGAUGUUUUUAAAUAAACAGGUGUCAAACGAUAAUCAUACAGAAAAUUGUUCCGAACGACAUUGCUGUCUCGUUUUGUAUUUCUUUUUUGUGUUCGCUUUCCCUGUCUUUAAAGGGGCUUGCCUCCAGGUUAAUGUCAAUAUCUCAAAAAAAAAAAAAAAAAUUGCUGAAAAUAAUUGUACGCUAUCACAAUUGAUGAAUAUACACAAUUCAGAUUUGAUAAUUUUUGUUUAACUACAAAAUAGACUUAAAAUCCUGAUAUUUUCUUGUACAGGUAUAGGAUUAAAAGUAUUUUCUGUACAUUUUACUACCACAUGUGUGUGUUUCUGAACGCUUCAUGAUUCCAGGCUCUCAUCGUCUCAACUUUAAACUUACAUUUACUGACUUACACUGUAUUUACUCUUUAUUUCAAAAUGUUUGGCAUAAAUCUGGCAGAAAGCCCCUUUAAUUAAAACUCAUGCUCAUUUCAUAAGAUUAUUCUUUUGUUUCAUAUAUGUCAUGUUAAUCAUGUAUUAUAAAUACUUGGGGUAAAAUACAGUUAUCAUUAACCAUUUUGCUACAAAAAUACACUAACCCUAUUGCACAGUUUACCUAAUAUGGCACAUAUUAUACAUUGUAUCAAAAUAUACUAUACAUAAACUGUAAUGUCAUAUAAAUGCACAAGGAUUGCAAGAAAAGGUAGAAAAGAUACAUGAUGGGGCAUUGUUUUAUGUCGUUAUAUUCCCAAAUGUUUUUGAAGUAUUCACAAGUUGUAGGAAUAAAGUGUACAACAAAAGUUUGAUUGACAGUUGUUAAUAGAGCAACAUUUAUAUGUCUUUUUCACUCUUUAAUUUCAUUACUGUUAAUACUAAAGUGAACAAAUGCAAAAAUUGCUCACAGGUUUUUAUAACCUAGUGAUGUAUAAGCAGUUCUUUAAAAUUUUAGCACCCAUAUGUCUCUCUUAUUGUUUAAGGAAAUAAAACUGUCCUAGAUAUAAUGUACCCAGACCUUCUCUUCAGUUCCUAGUGCUUAGACGAUAUUUGUUUCUACAGGAAGUUAGUUACAAAUUUUCGAUAUUAUGUAAUGUCUGUGAUAAAUUUCGUAUAGAAGUGUUAUUUUUUGUUGUGUAAAUGAAAUAGGAUUGACCUUCUUGAUGUAUUAUAUUCUUUGUUAAGUAAAUUAUCUGCAAUAUAACGAGGUAUUUCGGUUCCAUUUUUUCUUUGUAAAAAAUGGAGGUUCACAGGUUGCCUGACCCAAAAUUUGAAAAGCACCCCAAGUUUUCUGGGUUGAUAACGAUUAGUUUGCUCAAAUUAUCCUUAGGUAUAAUUUGACAUGUAUAUCACUGUUAUUUGGGGUCUAAAAGAUAAAGAAGAGUUUUGUGAAAAAUUUCUGUAACAGAACAUGGAAAACAAACAGUAAUUUACUGUCUUUAUUGGCAGAUUAUCGAUUUUUCAUCAAAACCAUCAUUUUAACAAUCAAAGUUUACAUUGUUUUUGCUGUAAGAUUUUUUUCUUGUCUUUUUCUUCUUUUAUAGUCAGGUUGCUUUAGAUGUCAUAUUUUCUAUACACUUUAUUUAUCUAUAUUCAAUUCACUGAAACAUUCCUAAUAGCUAGUCUGUUAUAAUAUUAUUUUGGCCUGAAACUGUCUUGUUUUGUCUGAAAAGCUGUUCUCAUUGUGUCUGUUUUUGUCUCGUUCUGUCUUUGUCAGGUUGGUUUGUUGUUAAAGACAAGGUAGUUUUUUAGAAAUUACUGAUCGAUUAAAUGUGGUUUUUACAACACAAUUCUGUCCAUUUCAAAUCUGCUGAAACCCUACAGAUAUUGGGUAAUCUGCAUUUGGCAUUUUCUGCAGUUUAUGAUUUGCCGAAAUGUAAAAGUUUGCCAGACUUGGCAGGAACACAUAUCAUUCUGCUUCUUGAACAAAUUUUGUUGCAAUUUUAGUAAAGUUUUUGCAAUUUUAUUAAAGUUUCAUCCAAAUCCACAUAAUGUUACUCAUUACAGCAUUUUGUUUUUUCUUUUUUUUUUUCAUUUCAAAAUAUUGAUAUCAGUACUACGUAUUUUCUGUAGUUUAAAAUACAGGUAGGUCUUAUUGUAAGAAGUUCCAUGCAAGUUGAAACAUACAUCAACUACACAGCAAGUCUGCCUGCUUAGCUCCAUUGUCAGAGUGCAUAUUUGCGGAUUGAGGGAUUAUGAGUUCAAUCCCUGGGGUGAGGCGCAUGUUCUUGACGAUUUGAUAAAAGACAUUGUGUCUGAAAUCAUUCAUUCUCUACCUAUGAUUCAUGUAGGGAAGUUGGCAGUUACUUGUGGAGAACAGGUUUAUAUUGGUACAGAAUCCAGGAACACUGGUUAGGUUAACUGCCCGCUGUUAAAUAACUGAAAUAUUGUUGAAAAAUGGCAUUAAACCUAGAGCAAAACUAACAGCUGUCCUAAAACAACAAAAACGUGACAUGUUCUCAAGCUUCCGUCUUCAACAGAGUACUGUAAAAUCGUUUGAUUUUGUGAGUGCAAAAUUUCUUGGUUUGUGCCAAAAUUGAUAUGAAUUGAUGUAGUUUAAACUUUUGAACAUAAAAGUAUAGAAAUUUUACAUAUACUUAUGUAUUUGAUGUCAUGGAUUCACUCACCCAUGAAAUCCCCAAAUAUUAGUCCACUACAAAUGUUAAUGAUUUCACAGUAUUUUGAUUUAUCUGCUGAAUUUUUGUGCCUUUAUCUUCAUUCCUCCUGCUGAACUUUAUUUACAUCCCUCCUUGACUACUUUCACUUUUGAGAGGAAAAUCCUUGUUCACUGCAAUAUUAAGAAGACAUUUAUGUAAAAAAGGCAGAAAUUUCUUUUGUAAGUUUUUUUGACAUGUUCUUUGAGAGGCCUAUAUGCAGAAAAUUGUUCAACGUUUCGAUGAAAUAUUGUCAUUUCAUAUUUUCGCUGUCUUUAAAGUUGAACAAUUUCAGCUUACUGUUAGGCUAAUUCUGAUAAGUGAACACAAAUAUAAUGUUAACAUAAUCAGUGUAGCAUCAUUUACUUUGCAUCCUGAUGCAAUGAAAAAAAAAACUGACCAGUAUGUCAGGCAAUAAAUUUAAGUUUGGAGACCAGUCUCCGACUUAGACUUCUGAUUGGUUGUAUUUGAGUUUAUUGUUGAAACUGACCAAUGGCAUGUCUGCAUUUUUAGACUGGUCUUCAAACUCCAGUUUUAUAAUCUUGAAGCUACUGCUCUUGCCUUUGUAAAGAAUUUGGGUGAAUCCUUGACCUCCAGGUCUAGUGAUACACCUUGACUGUAACUGUUGUAUGUAAUCUAUUUAUAAGGUGAAUAAAGUUAGUAGGUCAAGGUCAGUUAUUCUGAUCAAAGUGUUCUGAUGGCUUGAAUCGUUGUUUUGUUAAAAAAUGAUAUGAAAGAAUUGUAGAAUCUGUGUUGCACAAGAAUCUGGGUAAUAUUUUUUUUUCAGGUUUUUUCAAGUUUUAGAAUAUCAAAAAGCUUAACGACAUAAAAUUCUUCCUUUCGGUAUGUAUAUCAUGUUAAGAUAUAUUGAACUUUGUCAUGGUAUUGCUUCUUAUAUUACAAAGUAAAAUCAACACACUUCAUUAAUUUAAGAAUAUUUUUUCUAAUUUGACAUCUGAAGCGUAGAAACAUCAAACGGUGAUGCUUAAUUUCUCAUCCUUCAUUUCAUCAACAUAACUGGUUUACACAUGUGGCCUAUGAUGAAUUAACAGGUUUUUUUUUCACUUACUCUUUUAUGUCAAGUGGAUGAACUCCCACGAAAAUCUUUGAUAAAUCAAGAAGGUAAUAGGGUUAGGGUUCAGUCAGAAGGUUUAUAGCACAAAAGGAAAUUCAGCUAGACAGUCAAGAAUUUACUUACAGUACACAGAAUUCUUCAGCAAUGUUUUCUGUUAAUUCUCAGUAAUUUCAUACAAAACUCCAGAAAAAUUUAAAGUCUAGCGACCAGGUUAAAGCUUUAAAAAAAAAGCCCCUAAUAAGUGGCGUGAUUGUAAAGUAAAUAGUAAGGGUUAACAUUAGCUAAUAAAAAGUUUUCGAUUGAAUAGUUUCUUCGCAGCUUACCAGCACACAAUAUUAUGUCAUCAUUAGUCACCAGUGAGUGCCUUUACAAACAGAAGCACCUCAUUUGUUUUCAUUGAACCAUCAUUAUAUAUUCAGCAUUCAACUUGAUGUUGGUUGACAUUUCAGUCCAUAUAACAAGACAUUUGACUCGAUUUUUCAGACGUUCAACUCAAUAUUGUCAGACAUUUGUUUUCAUUUUGUCAGACAUGUAUCCACUUGGUAUUGUUGGACAUUCAACUAAAUGUUGUCAAGACAUUCAACUGGUUAUUGUUCUGUGAUUUUUUUCUUCUUUUUUUUUAAAUUUAUAUUUUUUGUUCAAUUUUUAUCAGCGAUACAGGUGACUUGUCCAGUGAGUUUCAAGGUUUUAAUUUGUAUUUUUCCACCAGUUCUUUUACAAUGCAUGGAAUACAAGAACAAAAGUUACAAUUCUAGGUAUUUCCUAGUUGUUUAAGCUAUCAUAGUAAAAAGAUCAAAAUGAUAAGAGGAGGUUGAAAGAUGAAGACGUAUUUGUUGGGUUGUGUGGAAAACAAAGACAUGUAGCGAAAAAUGUUUGCUGAAAAGACAGACAUUUGCUUAGGACCUGUUUACCAUGCUAAAGAAACCAAAAACUUUACUUUUUUCCAUGUAAAAAAUAGUGUAUUUAAACCUGUGGAUACAUUUUUCCAUGUAAAAAAAUAUAGUGUAUUUAAACCUGUGGAUAAAGGUCGCCUUUAAGAGUGAUGAUGGUCUUUAUACACAGGUUUGACUGUUAUCUGAAAAACUAAAUCAAAUAGCGGGAAAUGUAAAACAUGUUUCGGCAAAUUGAGCGAAAUUGCAGUUACGACAAUUUAAAUCCUACAUGUACUUUUAUUAAUACAUAUAGAAAACCUCAACCUUUCUAAAUAAACUUGAGGUUUAAAAUGAGUGUAACACACCUCUUUUAGUGGGAGGUUUUGGCAGAUAUCUUUAUAAGGGAGAUAGUGCAAUGAUGAAAUGUUCAAAUUAUACAUGUAUGUUUGUUGCUAUGUCAUAAUAGGUGUGCUAAGAUUUAUGUAUGUGAAAUAAAGUCCACCUCCGAUAUAGAAACAGGUAUAGAUUGGGUUGUUCCACGUUUGUGAAGAAAAUUCUUUUAAGGGAAAACCUAGCAAUGGAAUAUAUAUAUACUUGAUUGAAAAGUUAGUUUAUGUGUCAUUUACUUGCUUUUUUCACUUAAUUGAAAAAGUAAGAUUUAAUUGCGACCUGUUUGCUUAUGGAUAAAAAAUAUUUGCAAGAUAGAAUGAAGGUAAAAUGAAAUGAUGCAAGACAGAAAUCUGUGUGUUGAUGUACUGAAGUUGUUAAAUUGUCCCAGCCAAAAUGUCUUAAACACACCAAAGCUAUGUUAAGUUUGUAUAGAAUUAUUGUCUGUUUUACACGUUGUCGUGCAAAAUAUUCUUGACUAUUUCUUUUUUGAAUGAAAAAAAGAAAUUGUAACUUUUAAGUGUUAACAACCUUGUCUUUGAAAGUAAGUUCUAACUUUAGUAUACAAGAUAUUAACUAACCAUUUUCAUUGAAGAAAUUACUCGUUAUUGAAAUGAAGUGUACCAACAGUUUGUGCCACGAUAACACUGUAGAACAGACAAUAAUUUUUACGGUAUAAUGCUUUGAUAGCAUCGUUUGUUUCUAGUGAAGUUAAGUAGGUAACUCAGUGUGAUUAUUGUUUUGUUAUUUGUUUAAUAUUGUCUUGAAUUUUUUUUUUGAAAUUUGAUAUGUAUAUAUAAAUAUAUACAGAGCUAUAUGAAUUAAAUAUUAUACAUUAACUUAA
Molecule: messenger RNA, 8599 nt
Organism: Mercenaria mercenaria
Lineage: Eukaryota; Metazoa; Mollusca; Bivalvia; Venerida; Veneridae
Product: Krueppel-like factor 6
Exons: 3
Coding region: 223-1248 (341 amino acids)
Biological process (GO): regulation of transcription by RNA polymerase II
Molecular function (GO): RNA polymerase II cis-regulatory region sequence-specific DNA binding; DNA-binding transcription factor activity, RNA polymerase II-specific
Source: RefSeq, a predicted model, not a curated record